AUGGCCCACGAGAACGUCUGGAACUCCCACCCACGCAACUACGGCAAGGGCUCCAGGGGCUGCCGAGUCACGGGCGACAAGAAGAAGUCCGGCCUGAUCCGCAAGUACGGCCUGAACAUGUCCAGGCAGGCUUUCCGCGAGAACGCCGAGGCGAUCGGCUUCAAGAAGUACCGAUGA
Messenger RNA from Diaporthe batatas, 177 nucleotides. RefSeq lists its product as uncharacterized. NCBI's taxonomy places the organism in Eukaryota, Fungi, Ascomycota, Sordariomycetes, Diaporthales, Diaporthaceae. The coding region runs from base 1 to 177 and encodes 58 amino acids. Gene Ontology annotation, molecular function: structural constituent of ribosome; zinc ion binding. Gene Ontology annotation, biological process: translation. The record is from RefSeq and is a predicted model, not a curated record. Gene Ontology annotation, cellular component: cytosolic small ribosomal subunit; ribosome. The transcript is spliced from 2 exons.